GGCCAACUCCUCCUUGUUUACCCUAUAUCAGGGCCCUAUCACUUUUUUCUUUUUUCUCUUUGACAGGCGUGUGCUGGCUGUUGAGCAACCAUGGACACCUUUGUCCAGUUCGCCAAACGGGCGGACGAUGAAGACCCCCAGAACGCCUCCAAUUCGGCAUCGGGUCUUGUCUCCACCCUGCUUCCGACCCUCGUCAUCUCAGGUGCGAUGCUCCUGCUCUUCGUAAUCCUGCGCCGCAGCGAACGGAGGCAGUAUGCUCCCAGAACCUACAUUGGCGCUCUGCGUGAGCAGGAACGCACUCCCGCUCCCGAACCUGGCUUUUUCGGCUGGAUCCUGUCCAUGCUGAAGCUGCCAGAUACCUAUGUGCUCCGCCAUCACUCAAUGGAUGCUUAUCUGCUUCUGCGCUACCUAAAGAUUGCCACCACCAUCUGCCUUGUUGGCUGCUUCAUCACCUGGCCCGUCCUCUUCCCCGUCAAUGCAACUGGCGGAGGUGGGAAGGUGCAGUUGGAUAUUUUGUCCUUUGGCAAUGUCACGGGCAAUCUAAGCCGAUACUACGCCCAUACAUUCAUCGCCUGGAUUUUCAUUUCUUUCGUUUUCUUCAUGGUUACCCGCGAAAACAUUUACUUCAUCAAUCUACGCCAAGCUUACUUCUUCUCUCCUCUCUAUUCUGGGCGUAUCUCUUCUAAGACUGUUCUUUUCACGGCUGUGCCCGAUGAAUAUCUUGACGAGGCCCGAAUCAGGAAGAUGUACGGAGAGGACAAGGUCAAGAACGUUUGGCUUGUUCCGAACAUCGACCAACUUCUGGAAAAGGUUGAAGAGCGCGACGGCGCUGCCUUCAAGCUCGAGGGUGCUGAGACUAAACUAAUCAAACUUGCAACCGCUGCCCGCGUUAAGGCCACAAAAGGGCAACAAAGCGACGAAGAAGGACAGCAAACCAAUCUCGCCUUUGGAUCUGAUGAAACAGACGGAGAAUCGGGCUCAGUUGCAGCUAAAUGGAUAAAGCCUUCUGAAAGACCCACUCACAGACUCAAGCCGAUCAUUGGCAAGAAGGUUGACACCAUCAAUUGGGCUCGCGGAGAGAUUGAGCGUCUCAAUCCUGAAAUUGAAUCUCUUCAGGAGAAGCUUCGUGCCGGUGAAGCCGAACAUAUCUCCUCAGUUUUCGUUGAGUUUUACACGCAAAAUGACGCACAGGCUGCAUAUCAAAUGCUGGCGCAUCAUCAGCCGCUGCACAUGGCCCCACGCUACAUUGGUUUGAACCCUGAGGACAUUAUCUGGUCAAACUUGCGCAUCAAAUGGUGGGAGCUUAUCAUUCGAAAUGCUGCUACUAUCGCCGCUGUUGUCGCAUUGAUUAUUUUCUGGGCAAUUCCUGUUGCCGUCGUCGGUGCUAUCUCCAACAUCAACUUUCUCACUAACAAAGUGCCGUUCCUUGCCUUUAUCAAGGACUGCCCUCCGGUAAUUCUCGGUGUUAUCACAGCGCUUCUCCCUUCCAUUCUUUUGGCUGUUCUCAUGGCUCUACUGCCUAUUGUACUCCGACUCCUAGCAAGACUCGGAGGCGUGCCAACCGCCGCAGCCGUCGAGUUGCGAACCCAAAAUUUCUAUUUCGGUUUCCAAGUUGUCCAGGUCUUCUUGGUCACAACCAUUGCCUCAGCGGCAUCCAGUGCUGUGACUAAAAUUAUUCAAAAGCCACAGGAAGCUGCUUCCUUGCUCGCCGAGAACAUUCCUAAGGCUUCUAAUUUUUACAUUGCGUAUUUUAUCCUGCAGGGCUUGACAUUCAGUUCUGGUGCUCUCUUGCAAAUCGCAGGCCUUGUUAUCUCGAAGAUCCUGGGAACACUCUUGGAUAAUACCCCCCGAAAGAUGUACAAGAGAUGGUCGACCCUGGCUGGUAUGGGCUGGGGAACCGUGUUCCCUGUACUUACUAACCUUUGCGUUAUUGCUAUUACGUAUUCCGCUAUCGCACCUCUGGUGAUGGGCUUCGCUACUAUCGGGCUGUACCUCUUCUACCUCGCGUACAGAUACAACAUGCUUUAUGUGACGAACGCCAACAUCGAUACCAAAGGCAUGGUCUAUCCUCGAGCACUGCAACAUACGACCGUUGGUUGCUAUCUCUUGAUCGUUUGUCUCAUUGGUCUAUUUGCUAUUGGAACUGCAUCCGAUCGUCGUGCCUUGGGUCCAAUGAUCCUGAUGAUCAUCUUUGGUGUCUUCACAGUCAUAUAUCACUAUUCGUUGAUCCAGGCCGUGACGCCUUUGCUAAACUAUCUGCCGAAGAACUUGGAAACCGAGGACGACGGACCUCUAUCUCCUCAGCCUAGUCAUCAAGAAGCCGGUCCAAGCGACGCCGAAAAGGGAAUGUCGAACGGCACCGCCGAACCACCGAUGCCGAAGGUCAACCCCAUCGUCAAGUUUUUCCAGCCCCAAAUAUAUGCCAACUAUCAGACCCUGCGUAAACUGGUUCCUCACGAUUUCGCCGAUACGACUUACCCACCUGAAAUUGAGAAAAAUGCUUAUUACCAUCCAUCCAUUGGGUCGACACCACCGCUACUCUGGAUUCCCCGGGAUGCUGGUGGCAUCAGCAAACAAGAAGUGGCGCAUUCAUCGAGGGUUAUCCCAAUCACUGAUGAAGAUGCCUUCAUUGAUGACAAUGGUAAGAUUUCAUGGAAUGAAGAGAAAGGUGUCCCACCAAUCUACAAAGAGAAAAUUUACUACUAAACCCAAAGUGAACGCUUUUCUCGGGAUUUCUAUCUGUUAAUGUUCUUAAAUUUCGGGAAUUCUCAUAAAUAUGAGGCAAAAGGAAAAGGGAGUGGGCGGCAUGUACAUAUCACUCCAGGAUUGAUUCUCUCAGAGGCCUUUUUGUGAAGAUGGUGUUUGGAUGUCAGGUUUUGGUUCACUGAUACCCCCAAUUUUUUUUUCUCGAGAGAGAAACAAACACUGUGACUGCAAAAUUCACGUACUGUCAAGUUAAUAUUUAUGAGGUUUAAUAAGUAAUAAUGAAUGUGAGGCUCGCCUCUUUCGUUUCUUGGAUA
Messenger RNA from Coccidioides immitis RS, 3020 nucleotides. RefSeq lists its product as uncharacterized. The record is from RefSeq and is a predicted model, not a curated record. Bases 91 to 2706 code for a protein of 871 amino acids. The transcript has 6 exons. Gene Ontology annotation, molecular function: calcium-activated cation channel activity. NCBI's taxonomy places the organism in Eukaryota, Fungi, Ascomycota, Eurotiomycetes, Onygenales, Onygenaceae. Gene Ontology annotation, cellular component: plasma membrane.